AAUAAUGGAGGCUUGACCGUUGAGUUUGUAUGCGCGAGGCUGCUGGAAUUUCACCGUGGCGGUCAGCAAAGUUGCUCGUUUUCCUGUCCUCAGACGUCCCAAGUUGCUAUUUUCGGAUACGGUUUUCCAGACAUCGGAGUGUCUUCGGAGUCCCUCCGCGUGUUUACGAGGUUGCGAUUCAUUUUGCGCCGUUUCCAGAAUGAUAUUAGUUAGCUAGCUAACUGGCUAGCAAGGAGGCUACCUGGCUAUGUUAGCCGUUACUUUCGAACCUCAACGAAGUGUCCGACAGACAACCGAGGCUGAUUACUGAAUAAUUUAGGUGUGCUGACGCCAGGAGAUACGGAAAACGAGCUCAUCAUGCGACGAUAAGCUCUGUCAGGAGAAAUUGGUGUACAAUAUGUCAGCCCUGACGGUCACCCCGGCGGAUGCCUCGUGUCACCGUGUCAUGGCGCUGUUCUUUGCUCCGGGAUUCUGUUUUGAUUGCACAGAUUCAUCGCUGAUAUUGUAACUUUUUGUUGUUGUUGCCGUUUUCUUUUAAACCCGUGAAACAUCAGCAAUGAAUGCGUGCGAGGCGAAUUUGGACGGGUACUUUGAAUAACGUUUUCCAAGUAGAAAUUUACGAGGAAGCGCCGUCAGGAUCGGACUUUUAAUAUUGACAUUAUUGUAACGAGCGGACAGCUCUUGGAGGGCCAUGGCUUCGGUGUGGAAGAGGCUGCAGCGCGUGGGGAAGCAUGCGUCCAAAUUCCAGUUCGUAGCCUCCUAUCAAGAGCUCAUGGUGGAGUGUACAAAGAAAUGGCAACCCGAUAAACUGGUGGUAGUGUGGACACGGAGGAGUCGGAGGAAAUCCUCCAAGUCUCAUAGCUGGCAACCAGGUAUCAAAAACCCCUACAGAGGAGUGGUGAUCUGGCCUGUUCCUGAGAACAUCGAGAUCACGGUCACUCUGUUUAAGGACCCGCAUGCUGAGGAGUUUGAGGACAAGGAGUGGACAUUUGUAAUCGAGAAUGAGUCUCCGUCAGGUCGCCGGAAAGCCCUGGCCACCAGCAGCAUCAACAUGAAGCAGUACGCGAGCCCCAUGCCCACGCAGACGGAUGUGAAGCUCAAGUUCAAGCCUCUCUCCAAGAAGGUGGUAUCGGCCACGCUGCAGUUCUCUCUGUCCUGCAUCUUCCUGCGGGAGGGAAAAGCCACGGAUGAGGACAUGCAGAGUCUGGCCAGUCUGAUGAGUAUGAAGCAGGCAGACAUCGGCAAUCUCGAUGAUUUUGAGGAAGAGACCGAGGAGGACGAGGAGAACCGAGUCAACCAGGAGGAGAAGGCUGCCAAGAUCACAGAGAUAGUCAGGCAGUUAAAUGCCCUCAGCAGUGUAGAUGGAGAUCCAGAUGACUGCGCAGAUCACACGCUCACAACAGCCUGUACCUCUGCAGAGUUCAUCCAUAAGCUGAACCUGUUGGAAGAGGCGGACCCAGGUCACAUCACCUCCAGCUCUAACCCAUUUGAGGAGCCCGAUGACCCCGUGGACCUCAACCCCUUCGGUGACCCUGAUGAGGAAGAAGCGGCCGCUCAGCCCCUUCUACAGUCAACUUUAAAGGAUGAUGAGUCUUCAAAAGCAUUCAACCCGUUCGAUGAGAUCGAUCCUGACCAGAACACGGACCUGGACCUGCCUGAGUACAAAAACCCGUUUGACGAGCCGGAGCCAGAGCCUGAGGCCCAGACAGAAAGGUCGCCCCCUAGAGAUAGCAUGAAGAAGACUGUACGACCAGUGGACAUGAGCAAAUACCUGUACGCAGACAGCAGCAAGACUGAGGAGGAGCUGGAUGAGUCGAACCCAUUCUACGAGCCCAAGCCUGGCAGUCCAGCCCUCUCCACAUCCAGGAAUCCCAAACGCCGUGCACCUCUUCCCCCUGCUACCACCUCAGUUACCCCAGCCAGCCUCAUAGCCCCCAGCACCCAAAGACCAGCUGUCGCCGAGAAAGCGCCGGCCGGUCCCACGCCUGCACCCGCUCUGGCAGUGAGAGAGCUGGCCUCUUCCUCACCUAAGCCCAGUCCCGUUCCCAGUCCAGUUCUGGGAGUCAGGCCUAAUGCGAGUCAGUGUCUGCUGGUGUGGUGCAGGGAAGUGACGAAGGACUACCGCGGUGUGAAGAUCACCAACUUCACCACCUCCUGGAGGAACGGCUUGGCUUUCUGUGCUCUGCUCCACCACUUCAGACCAGACCUCAUUGACUACAAGUCUCUGAAUCCUCAAGACAUUAAAGAAAACAACAAAAAGGCGUACGAUGGCUUUGCCAGCCUGGGUAUUUCCCGUCUGUUGGAGCCUGCAGACAUGGUGCUCCUGGCGAUCCCGGACAAACUGACAGUGAUGACGUACCUGUACCAGAUCCGUGCGCACUUCAGCGGGGAGGAGCUCAACGUGGUCCAGAUCGAGGCCAACAGCAGCCGCAGCACGUACAAAGUGGGCGACUUUGAGACGGACACCGAUAGCUCCAUCGACCAGGACAAGUUCUACGCUGAGCUCAACAAGGACCUCCACCGAAACGAAAUACUGCAACCACCCGUCAACGGGGGUCACGAGGAGGAAGCGGAGCCAGAAGGGGCAUCCAUCAGGGGCGGAUGUGAUUUUGUUAACUCAGUGGGGACGGUGUUAUCAGAAGGGGGCCCAUCUUUACCAACUUGUAGCCCUGUCUCCGUUUCCCCUGCAACAGCAUCAGAGUCGCACCCCGGGCCGGCUCCCCGGACCAUCCCCAACUCUUCCUCCACCCAACCCUUCACUCCGGAGCGGAAAAAACUCCCAAAGGUGGACACAACGGACGUGGCACGCCCCUCCAUCGGCGCGGCGUGCAGGAAGGAGGAGGGCGGGGCUCCGGACAGCGGCGAGCAGAUGCGGCCGCUGAGGGUCGGUGAGGCGAGGGGCGGGGCUUCAGAGGGCGCCUCGGCCGCACUGCGCACAGGCUCCUCCCCUCCACGCCUCCAUAGACUGAAGCCCAGCUGCAGCAGGGAGGCAGAUGUGAGCAAGACAAGAAACACCGUGAUGGACAGUCCACCCGACAGCCUGCCUCCAGCCAAUCACAUGGACACAGCCAUUACACAGAUACAGACUGUUUCACCUGUCCUGUCGUCCAGCACCAAUGAGGAGAAGAAGGUGCAGUCGCGGCAGGAGGAGCUGAAGGAGAGAGCUCGUCUGCUAUUGGAGCAGGCCCGCAGAGACGCUGCUCUGAAGGCCAGGAACAGAGCUCCCCCCAACACCAGCUCACCCACACAUGCCCGCCCUCUGCACCUCACCCAUGAGCAGGAUGAGGAGAGGCGCCGGCAGCUGAGAGAGAGAGCUCGGCAGCUGAUAGCGGAGGCUCGAUCAGGAGUAAAGAUGGCCGAGUUCCCCCUCCACGCACACCCCCCCACUACUGCGGCACACUUCAAAGGAAGGUCACAGGCUGCUGGAGACAUAAUGGAUGGGAAGGAUGAGGAGGAACAGGGGGGUGAUGAAGAGCCAAUGGCAGCGUCCCCCGAUGACAGUGUCACUGGCCGGGAGGACGAUGAGCCAGUGGCCUCCUGUCUGAUGGAGGAUGACUUUACUAACUCUGCUUCUGACCUGGCUUCGCUCGGAGUGAUGAACAGUAGGCACGUGGACCUGAAACUGAAGAAGCUAGCGGACCUUCGGCCGCAGGGCGGAAGCUCGCCAUCCUCCUCCUCCUCUUCCUCCUCUCUCACAGCCUCCAGCACCUCUCUCCUCAGCCCAGGAGACGCGCCGGACCUGAGCCUGCAGAGCACUGUUGAGGACCUCAGGGCAGAGCGGCUGCGCAGAGCAUCCGAACGCCUCCGCAGCACUGUGGUUUUCAGCAAGGAGUCUGCCGUGCGCAAGACUCAGCUCAAGUCCUUCAGCCAAUACAUGGAGACCAGGCCAGAGGUGCGGAGACAGAGGUCAGUGCCUGAGGAGCUGAAGUUUGUGGGCGAGGAGGGCGGAGGACAGGAGGCAGAGGGACGCAGGACCAUGGACGAUGAGCAGAAAGCGUUCAAAGACACCAGUCAGUAUGUGGUAGGGGAGCUGACGGCUCUGGAGAGUGAGCAGAGGCACAUUGACACUCGCGCGUCCUGCGUGGAGAAGCGUCUUCGCUAUCUCAUGGACACAGGCAAGAAUAAGGAGGAGGAGGAGGCGAUGAUGCAGGAGUGGUUCACACUGGUCAAUAAGAAGAAUGCCCUGAUCCGUCGCCAAAAUCAGCUGUCGCUGCUGGAGAGGGAGCAUGAUCUGGAGAGACGCUUCGAGCUGCUGAACCGGGAGCUGAGAGCAAUGCUGGCGAUUGAAGACUGGCAGAAGACCGAGGCCCAGAAGCGCCGUGAGCAGCUUCUCCUGGAUGACCUGGUCAUCCUGGUCAACAAACGCGACGCACUCGUGCGAGAUCUCGAUGCACAGGAGAAGGAGGCGGAGGAAGAGGAUGAGCACCUGGAGAGGACUCUGGAACAGAACAAAGGAAAGAUGUCUAAGAAAGAGGAGAAGUGUACCCUUCAAUGACCGUCAUUGGGACAGAAACACACUAAAAUGACUAAGGAUCAAAAGAGUAUUCACUGCAAUUUCAAGAAAUGUAUUAUUAUCAUACUGAACCACACGUCAACACUUAUGUUUAUUUCAACUUUAUAUGAAAGUUGGGUCCACAAUUCUAACCCUGGGCUGGUGGGUAACCCUGACUAACACCUUGGGUUUCCUGUACACUGAUGGAUUACGUUUCACACACGGUAAUAGAUUAUGCUCCAUUUUGUUUUGAUUGCAAACAAGGUACUUUUAUGUGGUAGAGGCGUAAUGCUGAAACCAAGCCCAAGCCUUUCUGCGGAGCCGAACAACCCGCAGCCCAGUGACUCGGAGAGAGCCAGACCAGACUCUCGGCCUUUCGGUCCGUGACGUGUCAGGCGCACGUAGCCUCUUAGCCUUGACAACGUGGGCUCAUUUCACAUGCGGGAGAUUCUGAGUGCAAAGUUUUUAGGUACAACACAGCGUUGUUUUAUAAGGAAUGUUUCAUUAACAUUUAUUGGAUUUCCAAAAAAAAAGAAAAAUAUUUAUCAUUUCAACUUGGAGAUCAAAACAUGUCAGCAUAUUCUUUAUAGCAAGCAGUGUUUAUUAUUUAAUGAAUAUCUCUUUAAUGAAUGUCUCUUAAUUACACUACUUUUUAAAUGUAUAGAAUAUCUUCUGAUGGGAAUGUUGCAUUUACAAAUGCACACUUUUUUUUAUUACAUAUUUUUUGUUCAUGGAUGGUUUACCAAACAUUUAAGAUCUAGUAAGUUGGGAUGUGUAGUACUUUUAAGUACUUGCUUAUAGGGGAGUGAGGGUCAGGCUGUAUAUUUCAUUUGACUGUCUGGGGGGGGACUUGCAAUAUCUUAUAUACAGGAGCACUCUGAGAUCAGAUUUGAAUUAAUGUCAUUUGUCUUUUAAGAUAUGUGCAAGUGACCAUCUUCACAUCCACACGCAUUAACUGAGGACCUCGUUAAUAUUUAUUGUAUACUUAAAAAGAGAUCCAUGCUUUCAUAUGUCUCUGGUUCACAUCUCGUGCUGCUGACUUAUUGUGUGAACAUUUGUUUAUUUAUUCCUAAAAUUACCAGUCAUCAAUAAAAACCGAAACGCUUUCAUACUCUUAA
This is a messenger RNA of Electrophorus electricus (electric eel), 5610 nucleotides long. It is a transcript of the gene ehbp1, whose product is annotated as EH domain binding protein 1. Gene Ontology annotation, molecular function: protein binding. Lineage: Eukaryota; Metazoa; Chordata; Actinopteri; Gymnotiformes; Gymnotidae. The record is from RefSeq and is a predicted model, not a curated record.